Dacryopinax primogenitus is the source of this 4071-nucleotide messenger RNA. RefSeq lists its product as uncharacterized. Gene Ontology annotation, molecular function: ATP hydrolysis activity; ABC-type transporter activity; ATP binding. The record is from RefSeq and is a predicted model, not a curated record. Gene Ontology annotation, cellular component: membrane. NCBI's taxonomy places the organism in Eukaryota, Fungi, Basidiomycota, Dacrymycetes, Dacrymycetales, Dacrymycetaceae. Bases 1 to 4071 code for a protein of 1356 amino acids. Gene Ontology annotation, biological process: transmembrane transport. The transcript has 16 exons.
AUGCCCCGGAAACGGCGCAACUUUUUGUCUCGCCUGUACAGGCCUGAACCUGCCCCGCCCGCUUUUGGAAAGGGGAAGGUCGUUCCUGAUAUCCGGUCCAAUAUCUUGUCACGAGUUACUGUGGAGUGGCUCACCCCACUGCUAACGGUAGGGUAUACGCGACCUAUACAGGAAGACGAUUUGUGGGAACUGGACGAUGCCCGCCUCGCGCAUACAGUCGCCGAUCAAGUAGAGCAAAACUUCUACGCUCGCUGCCCCCCGGGAAAACGCCCUAUAUUUCUACGCGCUCCCACUGAGGCAGGAGAGGUCGACGUGCAGUUCACCCGCACUGGCACGAGCUUCGGCACGAGGACUGCUGCUGCUAGCUCGUCGGGGUAUGGCGAUCUCGAAGAAGGCAGUACAGAGAAGCUCGGACGGACGAAGUCCUCUGCCACUCCUGCCGACCUCCCCAGCACCAGCAGCUCAAAAGCUGACAAAAGGGAGUACGACUCCUCCCUUCUCCUUGCGCUCAAUCGCACCUUCUUCUGGCGUUUCUGGCCCACAGGCAUCCUCAGGCUCGUCGGCGAUACGCUCAAUACCACCACCCCACUGGUGAGCAAGGCGCUUAUUGCCUACCUCACGGAAGCGUACGUGUUUUAUCGCGACCCGACUGCCCCGGCUCCCAGGGACGUGGGGUAUGGUAUAGGGCUGGCAAUCGCACUGUUUGUCAUGCAAGAGGUGAGCAGUAUCUGCCAGAAUAACUAUAUGCAAUGGGCCAUGCAGACUGGGUUCUUGAUUCGCACUUCCGUCAUCUCCAACAUCUUCCGCAAAGCGCUCCGCCUAUCUGGCAAAGCCCGGAUCACGCACAACACCGGCCAGAUAACAACGAUGAUCUCCGCCGACGCUACGAGGAUGGACGAAGCCUCUGCGUACGCGCACGGGCUGUGGGUUUUCCCUAUCCAGAUCCUUAUCGGAAUCGCCCUGCUUAUUUCUAACCUGGGGUACUCGGCGCUUGUGGGGUUGGCGGUGCUCGUACUUGGGUUUCCGCUGCAGGGAUAUCUGGUGAAGAUGAUUUAUGGAUCGAGGAGGAGGGCGGUGAUGCUCACGGACCAGAGGGUGCGACUGAUGCAGGAGAUCCUAGCAGGAAUACGUGUUAUCAAGCUCUAUGUGUGGGAGGCGUUCUAUGCUCGCAAGAGCGGCGACAUCAGAGAAAAAGAGCUGCACAACGUACGCACGAUGGCUCUCGGACGAGCAUGCAUGGCAUCAAUCGUAGCUUUCAUCCCUAUCGCAGCGUCCAUCUUGUCUAUCAUCACCUACGCGCUAUCAAACCACCCCCUCACUCCGGCCAUCAUCUUCUCCUCCCUACAAUACUUCAACAUCAUCCGCACCCCCCUCGUGGCUCUGCCAUACGUCUUUACCUACUGCACAGACGCAUACAUCGCCCUCGGCCGAGUGGGGAAGAUGCUCUUGGCAGAGGACCUCGAGGACCCGUACUCUGUACAUUUGGACGCGGAGCUGGCGGUGGAUGCAGAGGGGGACUUCGUUUGGGAGAGCGUGGAGAAGCCUGAUGAGAAAUCCAAGGGGCGGGGAGGGAAAGCAGGGGGAGCGGGAGCAGGAAUGACCAAGGAGGCUGCCAAGAAGAAGACAGCGGAAGCUGCGAAGAAGAAUAAGGAGAAUAAGGAGAAGAAGAGGAAGGGAUUGGCACCGCUGGAGGGGAAGGAGAAGGAGGACCCGAAUGCCAGGCAACCGUUUGCGCUCAAGGAUAUCGAUUUGAAGGUCCCGAGAGGGAGCUUCAUCGCUAUUGUGGGCAAGGUCGGCAGCGGCAAGUCUUCCCUACUCCAGGGGCUUAUCGGAGAAAUGCGACGAACCCGUGGCCACGUCGUCUACGGUGGUUCGACAGCGUAUGUCCCUCAAGCAGCAUGGAUCAUCAACGCCACAUUGCGCGACAAUGUUAUGUUUGGCAAGCCAGACGACCCGGAAAGGUUCGACGCAAUCUGUCAUGCCUGUGCGCUGACCCCAGAUCUGGACAUGCUCCCCAACGGGGACAUGACCGAGAUCGGAGAGAAGGGGAUCAACCUCAGUGGCGGACAGAAAGCACGAGUGUCCUUCGCCAGGGCGACAUACUCUGAUGCGGAUAUCGUCUUACUUGACGAUCCUCUCAGCGCGGUGGAUGCGCAUGUGGCGAACCAUAUUCUCGAAAACUGCUUGCUGAGAGGACCGCUGGCAAACAAGACGAGGAUCUUGGUCACACAUGCACUGUACGUGUUGCCCCGUGUGGACCAUAUCCUGCAUGUAGAGGAGGGACGGCUCACAGAAUCUGGCACUUACGAGGAGUUGUUGAGCAAUGGCAAAGGGUUCGCCGAGCUCAUUGAGGAGUUUGGUAACCAACAAAAACAAAAGGCCGGGGAUGAAAAGAAGACAAAAGCAUCGGAGCAAGGGGAAGGGAAAACGAGCUCCAAGGGGCCUAAGUUGAUGCAAGAAGAAGAGCGCAGAACGGGCCAAGUUACAACGAAAGUUUACACCGAGUGGCUCCAAGCUGCUGGAUCUGUCCUCUGGGCACCAGGGCUUCUGGCUAUCAUUGCUUUUGGUCAGGCUGCGUCUGUCGGAAAUAACCUAUUUCUCGGCUUUUGGACCAGUGACAGCAUCUCUGACUUCAGUCAGUCUGGAUAUAUGGGGAUGUAUGCUGGGCUUGGCGGUGCCCAGGCCUUCUUCGCAUUCCUCAGUGCUCUUUUCCUGAGCUUGACGGCUAUUGAAGCUAGUAGAAAUCUGCAUGCGACCGCUCUCAUGAGGGUGUUCAGGGCACCUGUAUGGUUUUACGACACGACGCCUCUUGGGCGAAUCGUCAAUCGACUUGCCAAAGAUGUGGACGUCAUGGAUAACCAGCUCGCAGUCUCUAUUUACCAGCUGUUGACUACCGCGGCUUCCGUUGUUGGCACUGUCUUCCUCGUGUUCUACACCUAUGCGUACCUCGGAAUCAUCUUCGUCCCUCUGCUGUUCUUGUACUGGGCCGCAUCUACCUUCUAUCGCCGAACAUCGGUCGAAGUGAAGCGCAUGGACUCUAUUCUGCGUUCCAACCUGUACGCCUCCUAUUCUGAAACGCUGACAGGACUAGCCACUGUUCGCGCAUAUCGAGAACAGCAACGAUUCGUGACGACAACCGAACACGCGAUAGACGUAGAAAACAGGGCCUACUUUAUGACCAUUACCUUGCAGAGGUGGCUCGGUAUGCGACUUGACUUCCUUGGAAACUGCCUCAUCCUCGGAAUUGGCCUGUUUUCUGUCGGAUUCCGUAACACCGUCGACCCAUCGAAGGCUGGUGUUGUGCUUUCCUACACUCUGUCCAGUAUGUCAUCCAGGGACCCAACGGCAACCCGUACAGACGCCGAGCUCAUCUCGGCCCUUCAGCGUGCUUGGUUGCUUCCACAGGCUGGGCAAAGCGACCCAAUUGCAGAAGCCAAGUUUGACUUGGACGGGGCAGUCACCGACGAAGGGACGAACUUCAGUGCUGGUGAACGCCAGCUAGUCGCUUUGUGUCGAGCAUUGGUGAAGAACAGCAAGAUCAUCGUUCUCGACGAGGCCACGUCGAGCGUUGAUGUUGCUACCGAUUCAAAGAUCCAGAUGACAAUUCAGCAAGAAUUCGUUUCGUCUACCCUACUUUGCAUCGCACAUCGUCUGAAUACUAUUGUGUACUAUGAUCGCGUGCUGGUGCUCGACGACGGAAGAAUUGCCGAAUUCGAUACCCCGCUGAAUCUGUUUGAUAACCCUACUUCGAUCUUCCGCUCUAUGUGCGAUAAGGCUGGUCUCAGUCGACGAGACAUCGAGCGGAUCCGUGCCGGAGUUGCCAGCCAAUUGCCGACUCUCGUGGCGUCGACACCAGAGACUGCGUCGAUCGCCUCAGCAGUUGAGCAGCGUACUGAGGGAGACGUCCUAAUCACGCAAAUGGAUGCGGAGAGGACGAUGGAAGCAGAUACAGCACUGGAGAUAGCUAACGAGGUUGGACCUCGCGCCGCGGCAACCGAUGGAAUACAAGCAGAACAGGGCGCCGAAGCUCUGGGUGCUCUUCGUGCAGAGACUGACCGGGAGACACAGUGA